Messenger RNA from Acanthoscelides obtectus, 3281 nucleotides. NCBI's taxonomy places the organism in Eukaryota, Metazoa, Arthropoda, Insecta, Coleoptera, Chrysomelidae. The record is from the annotation of a GenBank genome assembly.
CCAAGACUUUUUCCAUGCAGAAUUACAUAUUACACUGUCGUGUACACAUUAGACCUGCAAUAACCCGUAAAUACGUGGUUAUGUUAAGUGGACCAUCACCCUCAGCUAGUUCGAUUGGAUCAUCGAAAUCCUGUAAAGCCGCGUACAGACCUAAAAUCCAACGCCGAGCAAACGAAUGAAAGCACAUGUGACGUUGGCGUUUGUUGUUGGAAGGUAUAGGAAUGCGCUCGUCUACACGUAAAUUUAGUUUGGACCGCGUUAGGUUAGGUUCGGUGCUAAUGUCGAGCGACGAUUAUCUUCUCAUUGAAUGCAGACAAACGAUGAAAUACUAGAAGCGCAACAAAUCCUAUCCAGGACAAUUCAAACCUCCCUUUGAUGGACCGAUCAAGGAGCGAACGCCAACGCUACCUUGGAAAGCGUUGGUUUAUGUUGGCUUGCGUCGUACAUACCGAUUCGAACACCUCCAAAUCUGUAAUCACUUGUGCCUUGGCUUGCGCUGGAAUCUCGGUCUGUACGCGGCUUCAUAUCAGUUCAUAGUCAACAAGUUUUUCAAGGAAUGAUGAACUGAUUCACUUAGUUCAAUCAUAAGAAUCGUUCGAUUGAACUAGUUCAUUUGCGAACUACACAUCACUAGCACAGAUUCGUCUUAUAUGUCUUGUUGUGGAUCCUCUAGUCUGUGAUUGUGACUUCAUUGCGAAUUGCGACCGUGUAUAUGUGUUGUGAUUGUGACUAGUGGUCUACGAGAGUAUUCAGCGUUGUGCUGGCAUUAAUAAAUCUGAUAAACUGAACAUGAUGCAUUCGUCGGCCCGCAAACGUAAGUAUGAAAGAGACUAUAAGGAAAGGAGUGACAGAGAUUCACGAGAUAGUCGAGAUAGGGGCCCCGGAAAGUCGGAGAAGUAUGAAGACAGACGUGAUGAUAGAAAGCAUAAAGAAGUCAAGAAGACCUCUGCACCAGCCCCUGAAAAGGAGGAAGAAACCAAGACAAAGUUAGAGGUCAAAGAGGAAAAAGUAAAAAAGGAACCAUUGUCACUGGAAGAACUGCUGGCCAAAAAGAAAGCCGAAGAAGCAGCAAACAGCAAACCUGUUUUUUUGACCAAAGAACAGAGAGCUGCAGAGGCACUAAAGCGACGUCAAGAAGAAGUAGACAGAAUGAGAAAAAUGCAAGAGGAAGAACGUAAAAUCUUGGAAAAUAUCCAGAAGAGUAGGCAAGAUGAUCCAAAGAAAGAUGAGAGAGACUACAGAAGGGUCAGAGAUAGGGAAAAAGAUGAGGUAAAGCAAAAGGAUAAGGAUAAAGAAAAAGAACAAGAUGCUAUAAAAGAGAGAUACUUAGGAUUAGUGAAAAAGAAACGACGUGUGCGAAGACUCAAUGAUAGAAAGUUUGUUUUUGACUGGGACGCAGGAGAGGAUACAUCUUUAGAUUAUAAUAAUUUGUAUAAAGACAAACAUCAAGUUCAGUUCUUUGGUAGGGGUAAUCUAGCUGGUAUAGAUAUCAAAGCUCAGAAACAGGAUCAGAGUAAAUUCUAUGGAGAAUUGCUAGAGAAGAGGAGAACUGAGGCUGAAAAGGCCCAGGAAAAGGUAAGAUUGAAAAAAGUCAAAAGACGCGAAGAGAAACAGUUGUGGGAUGAUAGGCAUUGGUCAGAAAAGGAACACGACAAGAUGACAGAAAGAGACUGGAGAAUAUUCAGAGAAGAUUAUAACAUUACUAUAAAGGGAGGGAAAAUACCAGAACCAAUCAGAAAUUGGAAAGAAUCAGGUAUUCAGAAAGAGCUGCUUGAAAUAAUAGAGAAAGUUGGAUAUAAGGAACCCACUCCUAUUCAGAGGCAAGCUAUUCCUAUUGGGAUGCAGAAUAGAGAUAUUAUUGGUGUGGCUGAAACUGGUUCAGGUAAAACUCUGGCCUUCCUUAUCCCACUACUAUCCUGGAUCCAAUCUCUUCCCAAAAUCGAGCGAAACGAAGACGCUGAUCAGGGCCCAUAUGCUAUCAUAUUGGCGCCCACGCGCGAGUUGGCCCAACAAAUUGAAGAGGAGACAGUGAAGUUUGGCCAACCUUUGGGCAUCAGAACGGUGGUAGUGGUCGGCGGUCUGAGCAGAGAAGAACAGGGUUUCAGGCUGAGAAUGGGCUGCGAGAUUGUAAUUGCAACGCCAGGUCGUCUGAUCGAUGUGUUGGAGAACCGAUAUUUGGUGCUGAAUCAGUGCACAUACAUUGUGCUGGACGAGGCAGAUAGGAUGAUUGAUUUAGGUUUCGAACCGGACGUCCAGAAGAUCCUCGAAUACAUGCCGGUGACAAACUUGAAACCAGAUACAGACGAAGCUGAGGACAGCACGGUACUGCUGGCGAACUACAACAGCAAAAAGAAGUACCGACAAACGGUGAUGUUCACGGCAACGAUGCCGCCCGCAGUUGAACGGCUUGCAAGGACGUAUCUGCGCAGGCCUGCAGUCGUCUACAUCGGUUCCAUCGGCAAACCUGUGGAAAGAGUCGAACAGAUUGUGCAUAUCAUGGGCGAGAACGAUAAGAGGAGGAAGCUUAUGGAAUAUCUGUCCAGAGGAGUAGAUCCACCGAUAAUAAUUUUCGUGAAUCAAAAGAAAGGCGCCGACGUUUUGGCUAAAGGUUUGGAGAAACUGGGAUACAAAGCGUGUACCCUUCACGGCGGCAAAGGCCAGGAGCAAAGAGAAUACGCGUUGGCCAGUCUCAAAUCUGGGGCCAGGGAUAUUCUUGUUGCCACUGAUGUCGCAGGUAGAGGUAUCGAUAUCAAGGACGUUUCAAUGGUCAUCAACUACGACAUGGCGAAAACAAUUGAAGACUAUACUCAUCGUAUCGGGCGAACUGGCAGAGCCGGAAAAACCGGUAUUGCUGUCAGUUUCUGUACGAACGACGACUCGGCGCUGUUCUACGAUCUCAAACAGAUGCUACUGUCUUCUCCAGUCUCAAAUUGUCCACCUGAGCUGAUGAAUCAUUCAGAGUGCCAGUCAAAGUCUAAUGCUCCUAAGAGAAGGAGGGAUGAGAUGAUUUUCGCGUAGACUUUUUUUUUAGUAUAUCAUUUUCGUGCGCGGGUUUUUUCAACAGAAGUUGCGGGCACAGAGGCUACAACAUCCUAUUUGGAAGCUUUGCAAAACAAAUUUUAUUUUUUUUUAAUUUAAAAUUUUUUUUUUGGGUUAAACGAUUUCGAGGAAAAAAGUUAUGACGUCUUCAAGCAUAGUCUAUUCAUUUCGUAUUUAUACUUUUACAGUGUAUCCUGAUUUAUAUAGUGUGCAAGUAAAUAAAGUAUUCUGAUAUUGUUUAA